Messenger RNA from Eriocheir sinensis (Chinese mitten crab), 2841 nucleotides. RefSeq lists its product as uncharacterized. Bases 66 to 1832 code for a protein of 588 amino acids. The record is from RefSeq and is a predicted model, not a curated record. NCBI's taxonomy places the organism in Eukaryota, Metazoa, Arthropoda, Malacostraca, Decapoda, Varunidae. The transcript has 8 exons.
GGUCGGGAGGUAGUUCUUCUUCAUCUUGUGACCUGUUUGAGCACCACCAACACGCUGUGCUGAUCAUGGCGGACGCGGAGCAGCUCGCAAAGGCCCUGGUGGUGGGAUUCCUCACCCAAGAAAACCAAAAGCUAGCGGAUAAAGCAGAGAAGACGCUCGGCGCGAAGCUCCCAAAAUUGCCUGAAAAUGCUCCCUCAGUCGUGGAUAUUGUCAAACAUUACCUCAAGACAUCACCCAACAAGCGGCGGCUGAGCCUUGACCCGCCGGCAGCCAAGAAGGUGCGGAAGGAAAAGUCCAGCUCGGAGGAGGAAAGCAGCUCAGAGGAUGAAGCUCCAGCCAAGCCAGCAACCCCAAUGGUCAACGGCAAGGCAAAGAAAGGUGCCGCUGCUGCUACCCCCAAGACACCCGUGCCUCCGAAGAAAGCAGUGACCCCAGCUAAGGCCAAGGCUGAAGAGAGCAGCAGUGAGGAGGAGAGCACUUCAGAGGAGGAACCAGCCAAACCUGUAGUUAAGAAGGCUCCUGGCCCCCAGCCAGCCAAGCCAGUUCCAGCCAAGGCUAAAAAAGAAUCAAGCUCAGAAGAGUCCACGUCGGAAGAGGACGAGCCACCCAAGAAGGUCGUCCCAAAAGUCGCUGUGCCCAAAGUUGCUGCCAAACCCAAGGAGUCAAGCUCAGAGGAAUCUAGCUCCGAGGAGGAUGAACCAGCAAAGCCCGCUGUCAAAACAGUAACCCCGGUGCAGACGCCCAAAGCACCUCUAGCUAAGCCUGAGUCCAGUUCAGAAGAGUCAAGCUCUGAGGAAGAUGAACCCACACCAGUUGUAAAGAAGACUGUCCCUCCCCCACAGAAGCCAGUCAGUAAAGAAGAUUCCGAUGACUCUGAUGAUGAGGACAGCUCAUCAGAGGAGGAGAAGCCUGCCAAGCCAGCAGCAAAGCAAGUCAAGCCUGCUGCCAAGCCAGCAGCAAAGCAAGUCAAGCCUGCUGCCAAGCCUGCUGCAAAGCCUCAGGAAUCCAGCUCAGAGGAAGAAUCAAGUUCAGAAGAGGAGGAUGCACCUGCUAAGCCAGCAGCAGCACCACCAAAGCAAGUGAAACCUGCUGCCAAGGCUAAGGAGUCCAGCUCAGAGGAAGAGUCAAGCUCAGAAGAAGAAGCACCAGCCAAACCAGCAGCGAAGACACCAGCAAAGGCAGUUCCUGCUAAGAAGGAAUCAAGCUCCGAGGAGAGUGACAGUUCUGAUGAGGAGGAGGAGGCAGCCAAAGCCCCAGCCAAACCAGCUGCCAAAGCCCCAGCCAAACCUGCAGCUGCUGCAGAGUCCAGUUCCGAGGAAUCUGAUGACUCAAGUGAUGAGGACGAGGCUCCGGCCAAGCCUGCAGCCAAGGCAGCCCCCAAGCCUGCAGCAGCAAAGAAGGAGAGCAGCUCAGAGGAGGAGUCAAGUGAAGAAGAGAGUUCAGAUGAAUCACCAGCCAAGAAGAUGAAGGCCGCGUCCACUCCAGUCACUCCCACCACCAACGGCACAGUUAGCAAGAGUCAGAUUCAGAAUAAUAGUUUUACAAAUAGCGACCAGAAUGCUCACAAUACCUCAUUCACUCCACCUACAAGCAACAAAAAGUUACCGUUUAGGAGAGUUCGGGCCGAAGAAAUGGACCUCAACCCCAGGUUUAACAAUUCUUUCGAAGCUAAGCGUGGAUCAUUUGGGUCCUGGGGUGAACGGGCCUACAAUGACCUGAGGAAGACGCAGGGCAAGAACUUCCGCCAUGAGAAGAACAAAAAGAAGAAAGGCUCCUACCGAGGAGGCAUCCUAGAUAUGACGGUCAAUUCCAUCAAGUUUGACUCUGAUUAGUUUCUCGUUUGUCAUGCCUAGUGUACCUCAAAGACAGUGUGAGGCGGAAUUAAUCUUUUGUGUACAUGAUGAGUGAAAGGUGAGUGAAGUGUCAUUGAUGACUUGCAAAACUUGGUGGGCAUUGACGAAAUGACAUUUGUGAGUUUUUCAUUUGGAAAUGGUGUUAUAUAAUUAAAAAAUGUACUAUUUUUUAGAUUUUGUUUUUUAGGGUUGAAAUCAUUCUUGCUAAAUACAGUUUUAUUUAUUGUAAUCAUUUGAUUUUUGGGUCUUAAAUACAAAGUUCUUUUUGUAGCAGUAGACAGACAAGGUCAUGUGUUUGUCUUUGUUGUCCCGAGAAAAUAUGAAUUUGUAUUAGUUUAAUUAUCAGAUUAUAAGAUAUAUUUUGUUAACUAAUAAAUAGGGAAUAUAAGAGCAGAGGCUGGUGCUAAUGCUCUGCUGUGGUUUGCUACAAGAAGUCAUGGGCAGAAAAGUCUUUGACGGUCAGCAGUGGUCUGAGCAUCAGCAAUCCAUUACUAUAAUGUGACUGCCCAACCACUACAUUGUAAAGUUAUCAAAGAAUUCCUGACAUGGGUUACCUUGCUUAUAGCCAACAAAAAAAGGAAGAUUAUCAGUGUUUAUUUUAUAAGCGUAUAUAUAUUUUUGCCCAUCUAUAAUUGUAGAAGAUUUUGUUAAAUUUCUCAAUCCAGUGGUAGUGUUAGGAAGGGGAUAGGACAAGAGUGUUUCUGGGGCAGCGGGUGGAGGAUUGGACGUGUAUGGGUGGGCAAGACUCCAGUUAACUGAUAUUCUCGUUUACAUUGAAUAAGUGUUCGUUGCACCACAUUUACCUGCCAUGUGAUAUCAUGACAGGAAAAGGUCUCCAGAUAACAUGAAAGGAGAGGGUGGAGAGUGGUGGCAUUGUACAUUGUUUUGUUUACAUCUGGUUGGCUGGACGCCCGGGAGCGGUCAGCCAGCCAGCCGUGGAGCAUUUAAUGAGGCAUAGAAUGUAUUUUUAAUAAACUAGGAAACAACU